Messenger RNA from Aricia agestis (brown argus), 1929 nucleotides. RefSeq names its product putative insulin-like peptide receptor. The transcript has 3 exons. Gene Ontology annotation, biological process: positive regulation of kinase activity; cell surface receptor protein tyrosine kinase signaling pathway; multicellular organism development. The coding region runs from base 61 to 1929 and encodes 622 amino acids. NCBI's taxonomy places the organism in Eukaryota, Metazoa, Arthropoda, Insecta, Lepidoptera, Lycaenidae. Gene Ontology annotation, molecular function: ATP binding; transmembrane receptor protein tyrosine kinase activity. Gene Ontology annotation, cellular component: signaling receptor complex. The record is from RefSeq and is a predicted model, not a curated record.
AGUCGCAGUGUUGCUGGAAAUCUAUUUGAAUUAGCCCAAGCGUAUCACAAAUUCUUUGCAAUGGCGAACUGGUAUCGGGUGGCUGUAAUAUCUGAAGCUACAGAGAGUGCGUAUAGUUUUAUUGAAGAAUUGAAAGCAUCAAAUGAUAUUAUAUGGAAAGACGUUACUACAUCUUCCGACAAGAACAGGAUCAAUGAGACAUUGAAACAACUUAAAAAUAUGGAUGCAAGAAUUUUCGUGUUAAAUUCUGAGUGGAGUUUGAGUAAACAAAUAUUAUGCGCAGCCAUUGAACUAGACUUGACAACAGGUGAAUAUGUUUGGGUAACAAGAACCAGAGAUGUCUUGGAAUGUGAUGGAAAAUUAGUUGACGAUCUUAAACACAUUUCGAUCAGUUUAGAAUGGCGUGGUGGAUCGACGCCGAUUAAUGUGACGCGUUUAAGCAGAGAAGAAUGGAAACCAUUUGAUAAAAGAAACUAUAAGAAUCGGACAUCCGACUCUAACUGGGAUAACUUUAUAUUACCAUCAAAUCUUUUUUAUGUUGUUGAGGCAAUCACACGAAUAUCACAAGCUUUUGUAAAUUUCAGGAAUGAGCAUUAUGAACUCAUUUAUGAUUUACACGGGAAAAUUAGCGCAAUGUACAUUGCUUCGAAUUUUGACAACACAACAUCUGUUAAUGGCUCAAGGAUAUUCAUUGACGAAUGGUGGGGAAAUAAAAUACACUCGAUAGCUGUUUGGGAAGCUCAUCAUAAAAACAUUUCAAUUAAAUGGCAUCAUAAUGAAAAUAUUUUUGAGGGUUUCCAGCAAAUAAGCGAUAGAAAAAAAUGUUUGAUUAAGUCCGGAGACGCUUUUUCUCCAAGGUGUCAUGAUGUAGCAGUUAUUUUGUCAAUCAUAAUAAUGGUACUACUCACAAUAAGUCUGGUGAUCGUGAGGCGCUUGCGGUUGGCAAGUAUAGCCCAAAAAGAUUUAUUUCUACUCAACGCUGUUAUAAACCACCGCAAGCAUGUGGCUUCUUCUUUAGAAGCAUACUUAGUCGAAAGACAUUUAGUUAGAGUACUACAUGAAAUCGGAAGUGGUUAUUUUGGUCGCGUUCAUUUCGCUGAACUGACGCGCCCAGGAAGUGACGCAGUGGUCGUCGCCGCCAAAGAACCCCACGAUGAAAUUACGCUCGAAGAAGAACACGAAUUUUUACACGAAGCGUCCAUUUUAGCUCUUCUGACCCAUAACCACAUCGUUCGGCUGAUAGGGAUAUGCAUCAAAGAUGGUCCUCCUAUGGUGCUGAUGGAACAUGCACUCUAUUUAGACUUGAGAAGAUAUCUUAUCGAACGUCGUCAUUUGGCGCUCAAAGAUUCAUUCUCGACGUCAAGCAGGAAAUCGUAUGAUGAUAUAUCGGACGAGUCUCUAACACGGUUUGUAAAGCAAGCGGCUGCUGCCCUGGAAUACCUGGCGUCGAGGCGUAUCGUACAUAGGGACGUGAGGGCCGCUAACUGCCUCAUCGACAAGGAACGAUCGUUGAAGCUCGCCGAUUUUGGAAUGGCCCGUCGUUUAAAUGGAAGUGACUGCGAAUAUGCUUCUAACCGCCGUGCUCUAUUCCCGGUGCUGUACAUGGCACCGGAAAGCUUAGACAUGGGCGUUUUCUCUCCGGCUUCAGACGUUUGGGCUAUGGGUGUACUCAUCCUGGAAGUUGUGAGGUUGGGCGCUCGACCGUUUGGGAGCUGGCCCGCGACGCGAGUGGUACGUCACGUGUCUAUGGGCGGCCACGCACCAUUACCACCGGAUGUUACACUGCACACGCGCAACUUAGUAAUGUCUUGUUGGAAGCGCGACCCACAAGAUCGGCCCUCUGCUGCGGAAAUUGAACACUAUCUCACCACGAAUCCUCAAGCACUAUCAGCUGCUCUAUUAUCGCCGGAUCCAUUGACUGAAAACUAA